Messenger RNA from Procambarus clarkii (red swamp crayfish), 4126 nucleotides. RefSeq names its product granny smith (gene grsm). Gene Ontology annotation, cellular component: cytoplasm. Gene Ontology annotation, biological process: proteolysis. Gene Ontology annotation, molecular function: manganese ion binding; metalloaminopeptidase activity. The record is from RefSeq and is a predicted model, not a curated record. Lineage: Eukaryota; Metazoa; Arthropoda; Malacostraca; Decapoda; Cambaridae.
UGAGGAGAAGCUUGGCGCCUGUGUCGCCAGAUGUCAGGCCGGGUGGCGCCCACCGGGAGUAGCGGUACUAAGUAUUAAUUGUCCUUGUAGACAGUGAGGGGAUCAACAACUAGGAUGGGAAGUCCCAGAAUCCAGUUCAGAGGGUCCUUGACCACCUCUGAUCCACGAAAAUGCCCUGUGAUGAUAAUUGGCCAAUUAGGACAUCUUGCUGGCCUUUCGUUUAGUGAUGUGGCAUCAAAACUACAACCUCGUGUAGAUGAAGAGUCGUGGACAUUGUCGGUGAAUAGCCUUCAGCCUUCUCCAACAGACUACUGCUCACUUUACCUAAAUCUUGCAACUGUAGCGGCUCUUCCUCUGAAGUGUUCUAGACACAACACGCCUUCUAGAACUCAUUCACUAACGAAGAUUAUCAAAACGCAUUCAACAGGUGCUGAAGAAUGCAUUGUGCUUGUUUGUGAGCGAGCAGACCUUUUUGCAAGUGUGUGUGGUGUUGCAAGAGCAUAUCCAACCUACUCACGGAAGACUGCCACAGGCUCUUCAUCAGACCAUGCAGUGACUGUGGAAGUAUUGUUAGUUGGAAAAGAAGAUACUCCAGUUAUGGAUGAGGAUAUUAAAGCGUUGAAUGAUGCUGUUUAUGGUGUUCGUCUUGCGGCCAGGAUUGUUGACUCGCCAGCCAAUGAGAUGCACACAGAUGCCUUUAUUGAAGAAGUGCAGAAGGUGGCACAAGUUUUGGGAAUCAAACCCCUAAUUAUUAGAGGCGAGGAGCUGGCUGCUAAAGGUUUUGGUGGUAUAUAUGGUGUAGGAAAAGCCGCUCUCCAUCCUCCAGCUCUUGUUGUGCUUUCUCACACCCCACCUGGUGGAAGUGAAAAUAUUGCCUGGGUUGGCAAGGGUAUUGUCUAUGACACCGGCGGCCUAAGUAUUAAAACCAAGACAAGCAUGCCUGGUAUGAAGCGAGAUUGUGGAGGUGCGGCAGCAAUAUUAGGAGCCUUUUAUGUUGCUGUUCAAGCAGGUUUUACACAAAACCUUCAUGCUGUGUUUUGUUUAGCUGAAAAUGCCGUUGGACCAAACGCAACCAAGCCAGAUGAUAUUCAUACAUUAUAUUCAGGAAGAACUGUAGAAAUCAACAAUACUGAUGCUGAGGGUCGUCUUGUGUUGAGUGAUGGAGUGGCAUAUGCCGCAAAAGACUUGCACUGCACAACCAUCCUGGAUAUGGCUACACUUACAGGCGCACAAGGAACUGCAACAGGCAAAUUCCAUGGAGCAGUGAUAACUAACUCACAAGAGUGGGAGGAGGCGGCAGUAACAGCUGGGCAAGCUUCUGGGGAUCUAAUACACCCUCUUCCUUAUUCUCCAGAACUUCAUUUUGCAGAGUUUGCCUCUGCUGUAGCAGAUAUGAAGAAUUCUGUGGCAGACCGGACAAAUGCAACUUCUUCCUGCGCUGGUCUUUUCAUUGCAGCUCAUCUAGGUUUUGAUUUUCCAGGAAACUGGAUUCACGUUGAUAUGGCAUAUCCAGUUCAUAGUGGUGAGAGAGCUACAGGCUAUGGUGUGGCCUUAUUACCAGCUCUCUUUGGUCAUUACUCCCAAAGCAGAAUUCUCCGUAAUCUAGCACCCAAAUCAACCGAAAAUGGAGAGUGCGAAAAUGACUGCAAUGCUUCGAAGAAGAUGAGAUUAUCCUAGUGUUUUAAACUGUCAGUAAUAUAUCGGUACAAGUGUAAUUGUAAAAUAGUAUUCUUUUGACAAUAAUGCCUUCCGACUUUAGCCUUUGUGAAAUUUUCUCUCGACUGUAUUGUGUUCUAUCCACUUUCAGUUACAGCCAUAUUAAUGGGACGUCUCAGGUAACAUCACUAGGAGUAUUUAUGAUCAUUUAAAAUUCAAGAGUCUUGAGUCUUUAAUUGCCAUGUUGUACCCACAGUUGAAAAUUACUUACACUACCAUCAACAGUUUGAUGUAUUUUAAUGUUAAUCAGAAUUCAUGUUACUCAGCCUAUCCAACAGGCAAAAUAUGCUUGAGUAAUAUUAAAUCAACUUGAGAUAGUUUGACAUGUUGCAUAAUAACAGGACUAUAUUUAACAUUGUGAAUGUUGAUUUAAUGAUAACUGCCAUUUUCCCAGAUUUUCCCGGGAGAUUGCAAGGCAGUUUUUUGUCACUAUUUAGAACUUUUCUAACAAGUGAAUCAAAUUUUUAGCAAGUAUUUAUGGAAUAUGUUUUUGUUUUAAUAUUAGUGAAAAAGUAUCUUAGUUUUAAAUUCAUGAAGCAGUUCUUGCUGUGCUUCUUGGUUUAUUUCUUUCAGUUGUAUAUGAGAUUAUAUUUACAUUAAGUAAGAAUGUUUAAAGAAGAUAUAUUUGGGGUUAUACAUUCACAAAAGACCGAGUGUUACCAGUUAUAUUUUCUCAUUCUUUUUUUUAUCUAUACUCAAAACUAUUUACAAUUAAUUUAUAUGUAUUCACUUAACUAAAGCCUAUUUGAUUGGUAGAAAUAUGGUGCACAAAUAUCAGUUUGACUUGUGAAUAGAAAGUUACUGGCGAGUAAUAGUGGGUGGGUGAUCCCAGUGGGUGCCCCGCUAGGAUCAUGUAGCUCAUCCUUGAAGGAUGGAGCACUCCUGGUCUCUCUCCUAUCCUUUGGCCAGACUCGUGCUUGACGGCCGCUCUCCAGGUCGUCAGAGCAUUCCCGUCACCAUUUAGAGACUGUGUUCCAGAAGUGGGUUCUAACUGCUGCAUUUAUGUUGUGCACCAAGUGCAAAGCACGGAUCUCAAGUUAUUCAAAGUGUUGUCAGUGUUUAAUGUGUUUCAUAAUAACAGGAAAUGGGAUGUACAGGUCAUCUUUUGUAGUACCUGCACGUGGGACAAAAGAACAAAUCCGAUCAACACCAAUAGUUGCUAAAGUUAUUGUAAAUAAGCAGCUCAACAGUUUGGCUAAUACAAAAAAAUCUUAUGGUGAGUAUUACCUUUAUUUUCUUAAUUUUAAAAAACAAUAAGUAGAUUCAUUACGAUAAUGAUUUCCCAGCUAUUCUUAAAGAUGCCAUGUUGGCAAAACAUUGAAUAAACUGAGGUUCCUGCUCUGCACUAUAAGAUAAACAUACAGGAAAAUGCAAAACAUGCCUAUUGGCCUGUGUAAGGAAGCUUGGAUUUAUAUCAAGCUAGUCCCAUUUAUGUACUUACCUAUCCAAAGCUUCAAACUUUUCAGUGAGUUUGAUGUUAUUUGGUAACCUGUUCCACGGAGUUCAAUUUUUUGAGUCAAUGUUGAUCAUACAGUAAUCAUUUCUGUCAAAAGUUCUACAAUGGGAAUCUGUUGUUUCAUAUUCUAACUUGGGUCGAUAUUUUUUAACCCCUUCAUCGAUUGUACACUUCAGUCACGGCCUAUAAGUCACGCCCUAUAAGUUCUAUACCUUUCGUCAGUACUUAAUAUAAAUUGUUUUCUUGUUGCCUCUUCAAAAGAGGAAGUUUUAAUGCCUGGAACUAAGUAAAUCAUCUCUUUGGCUAUAAAUAUUCUUUAAGAACAUACAUUCUAUAGCACAAUGGGCUUGGUGUGUUCUUCACAGUUGGAAACUUGUGUGUGUUUAAAUGCAUGAAGGUACACAGGUAAUUUAGUCACUGCUCCUGGUGCAUUGUGAUUGCCAAAUUCACAUGUUAAGAAUAACUUGAAACAUUUUAUUUAGCUUCUGUUUAUAAUAAGCCAUUUACAUAUAUUUAUAUCUUAACAUUUAUAUAAUUUGUUCUUUUAUGUGACAAUGCAAGACCAUAUUAUAUUCCCUUUGUGAAAAAAUACAUAUAUAAUUACUGUAAAUACAUAUAUAAUUACUGUAAAUAUACAUUAUUCACAGUGACAUUUAAUGUCCAUCAAUUUACUAUGUUAAUCAAAUCUAACUUUUGUGCUGAUGGCUGUGACACCAAUUGCAAUACUGUUCUGGAUAAAUUAUCCUACAUGUCAUUUUCCACCAUCGACCGGGGUAGUUACCCAGAAAGAAAAGAAACUAGGAACUCUAUCCUCUACUUUCCCCCUCCCCGAUAAGAGGGAGAGGGGAGCCGGCCGGCCUUUCACCACUUCAGUUCUCGUCUCAUGUGCUUGGUGGUUAAUGGUCACAUCUGGCCUCACUUUCUUUUUGUGGAUUUUGCCCUGUAUGGCUACCA